Oncorhynchus mykiss (rainbow trout) is the source of this 3334-nucleotide messenger RNA. The record is from RefSeq and is a predicted model, not a curated record. NCBI's taxonomy places the organism in Eukaryota, Metazoa, Chordata, Actinopteri, Salmoniformes, Salmonidae.
CACAGGGAGCCAGCAGAGACAGAGGAGGUGUAGUGCAUCGGUGCAUGGCUGGGCAGAGUGUAAAGGACCACACCAGGAGACCAGGGAGUGUACCAACCCAUCUUGUGGUGGUGGGGGUAACUGGGGCAGCUGGAACCACUGGAGUCUGUGCAGUAAGACGUGUGACUCAGGGUGGCAGCGUCGCUUCAGGAUGUGUGAGGGGACAGGGAUACAGGGUUACCCCUGUGACGGCUCCGGAGAGGAGGUCCGCUCCUGCAACGACAAGAAGUGCCCCGCACCUCAUGAGAUCUGUAGAGAUGAGUACCUUGUAACCAUGACCUGGAAAAGAGCCUCGGCUGGAGAAACAGUCUACAACAAGUGUCCGACUAACGCCACUGGAUCUGCUAGUCGUCGUUGCUUGCUGGACGCUAAUGGAGUUGCUUACUGGGGUCCUCCGAGCUUCGCCAGAUGCGUCUCGAUGGAAUUCAGAUAUUUACAUUUAUCUUUGCGAGAGCAUCUUGCGAAGGGUCAGAGGACCCUGGCUGGAGAGGGCAUGUCUCAGGUCGUGAGGAAUCUCCUGGAGCUCUUACAGAGGAGGAGCUACUACAGCGGUGACCUCCUGUUCUCCACGGAGAUUCUCCGAAAUGUGACGGACACCUUCAAGAGAGCAACCUACAUCCCAGCUCCCGACGACACACAGAAAUUCUUCCAGGUAGUCAGCUAUAUGUUGGACAUGGAAAACCUUGAGAAGUGGGAAGACGCUCAUCAGGUUUCUCCUGGUACGGCCCAUCUCAUGCGUAUCUUGGAGGACUUCAUCCAUCUGAUUGGAGAGGAUCAGAAACCCUUCCAGAGUUUCCUGGUGGUCACCAACAACCUCAUGAUUACAAUACAGCGAGAGCCCGUGACAGCGGUCUCCAGUGACAUCAACUUCCCCAUGAAGGGCAGGAGGGGAAUGAAGGACUGGGCUCGUUCCGCCGAAGACAAACUCUACAUCCCCAAAGAGGUCUUCACCCUAACCUCUGAAGAAACAGAAACGGAGACCUCGUAUUUUGUCAUCGGAGCCAUCCUUUAUCGAACCUUAGGAGUCAUCCUUCCUGCCCCCAAAGCCCCUGCUGUGAUCAACUCUAAGAUUCUGACGGUGACGGUCCGACCAGAACCCAAACCCAGUGAACCCAUGGUGGUUGUGGAGCUGUCCCCACUGCUUAAUGGCACAUCAGAUCCUCAGUGUGUUGUCUGGGACUAUGGGAACCUGGAAGCUGGUGCUGAGAACUGGGACACAGAGGGCUGCCAAACGCUCACUUCUGCCGCUGUCCAUACCAAAUGCCUUUGCAGCAGGAUCUCCACCUAUGCCAUACUAGCGCAGCAAGCUAAAGACCCGGACAUGGGUCCAUCCAGUAUGCCUUCUGUUCCCCUCCUGGUGGGCUGUGGGGUCUCCUGCAGUGCUCUGCUCAUCCUGCUGCUCAUCUAUGCUGCUUUCUGGAGGUAUAUUCGUUCGGAAAGGUCUAUCAUCUUGGUUAAUUUCUGUCUCUCCAUCCUGGCAUCCAACAUGUUGAUACUGGUUGGACAGUCCCAGACACUCGGCAAGGGCCUGUGUACUGUGACUGCUGCGUUCCUUCAUUUCUUCUUCUUGGCAUCCUUCUGCUGGGUACUGACAGAGGCGUGGCAGUCUUACCUGGCUGUGAUUGGCAAGAUGAGGACACGCCUCAUACGUAAACGCUUCCUGUGCCUGGGCUGGGGUCUCCCAGCCCUGGUGGUUGCUGUGUCAGUAGGUUUCACUCGAACCAGAGGUUACGGUACACCCAGCUAUUGCUGGCUGUCCUUGGAAGGCGGGCUUCUCUACGCAUUUGUGGGACCUGCAGCUGUCAUCGUAUUGAUGAACAUGCUGAUCGGUAUUGUGGUCUUCAACAAGCUCAUGUCUCGAGAUGGCAUCUCUGACAAGUCUAAAAAGCAGAGAGCUGGGGCGUCCCUGUGGAGUUCCUGUGUAGUUCUCCCUCUGCUGGCUCUGACCUGGAUGUCUGCUGUGUUGGCCAUCACUGACCGCCGCUCCACACUGUUCCAGGUUCUGUUUGCUGUCUUUGACUCUGUCCAGGGUUUCGUCAUCAUUACUGUCCACUGUGCCAUGCGCCGCGAGGUUCAAGACGCAGUGCGCUGUCGGAUGGGGGGAUGUAAAGACGACAGUGAGAACUCACCGGACUCAUGCAAGAACGGACAGUCGGACUUUGAAAAAGAUGUGGACCUGGCAUGUCAAACAGUCAUCUUCAAGGAAGUUAACACCUGUAACCCAGCAACCAUCACCGGGACCCUCUCCCGUAUCUCCCUUGAUGAAGAGGAUGACCCCAAGCUGGCGGCCCACCAGGAGGGGGGCCUAGGGGUCAACUUCAGCUCCCUCCCUGGAAACAUCCCACCUCCCAACCUACUCGUCCAGGUGCCCCCGCUAGGUGUUCUGAACGAGCUAAGUGACACCACUGUGAAAAAGGAGGUGAACGUGGAGCAGCAGAUGCACCAGGGGAACCCCAGGAACACGGCGCCUGUCUACCUGUGCACUGAGAGCGGGAUGGGCUGGUCUCGACCGCCCCCUCUUCCCAACACUCUGGAUGGACCUUGUGGGGGAGGGGAGGGGGACUAUAUGGUGUUACCCCGUAGGACGGUCAGUUUAAAACCCCCUCUGCCCCCAGGUCUGGGUCUGGGGCUGGGGGGCGAGGACAAGCCGCUAAACAUCGCAGUGGACGACCCGCCCUUCCCCCCGCCCCCAUCGCCCAUGACCCUCCACCCGGCAGAGAGUGAGGCCUACCCAGCUGACUUCAUCUCCCCCGGUGACCACAACAUGAACAUCGGCAUGAACAUGAACCGCUCUUACGGGACGCUCAAGCAGCUCCCCGUGCACGGGAGUCAAGGUCCCCAGGGCCACAUGCACGCUCCGGGCGUCCACGUGCAUGGGGGCCACAUGCAUGACUACGGGCACUCGCUGAAGCCUGGCCAGAGGCCAUCGGUGAGGCAGAUUCUAACAGGAGGGGGAGGCGCGGUGGAGCGCAACCGGACCCUGCCACGCAACCUGGGCAGCACCAACACUAACCCCAGCCUCUCCGCUGGCUCCCUGGAGGACAAGUCGACCCCGACCCAAGACGACCAGCACUCCUGGGACAGCUUCAAGACCAUGACCCCUGAGCUAUCCAUCGUGCCGGGGGAGCACAAGGACAGGAUGGAGCUGCACAACAAGAACACCUGGGACUCCUCGUCUGCCAACACACCUGACACGUCUGAGGGGGACUUCCAGACCGAAGUGUGAUGAGACAGAGAAACACACACACACACACAUACAGAAACACAAACAAACACAAUGAAACACACACACACA